UUACACUUUUGUAAACAACAUGGCGAUUCACGGACUGGCCCUGCUAGCAUACUGAUCAAAUAUUGUGCUGUCAAACUUCAGCUAUUUGGUGUUAUAAACGUAAUACGUUAGACCUUGGGGAAGUAACGCGGAGGCUUGAUUGUUAAGUUUGUACCGAAACGACACAGAGCUGGACCUGAGAGCUGUCAAGAAGAGCGUUUGACAGUCAAACGGCCCUCUUCAGUCUAUGGGCUCUCAGUCCAGUUCUGGGAUGUCUGGUGGAAGGGGCUCUUCCAGUGGCAACCCAGCUGAUCAGUCAGAAGCAGCAGAACCAAACCAGAGCAGCAGCAGCAGUAGCAGCAGCAGCAGCAGCCGGGGCCGCAGGACGGCUGAUAGGCAGCAAGUAGACAUACAGCCAGCAUCAGAGGAGGACGUUGACUUAGCAGAAGUGCUGGCUUACCUACUGAGAAGGGGCCAGGUCCGACUGGUCCAUGGCAGUGGAGCCACAGGGCUGCAGCUGGUCCAGUCAUACUCUGACUCUGACGAGGACAGUGACGGAGCCUGGGAGGGUCGGCUGGGUGACCGCUACAAUCCCCCAGUGGACACCCAACCCGACACGCAGGAAGUGGACCAAAGUGAGAUCCGAACUCAGAUCCUGCUGGCCACCGGCUGCUCUACCCUGAAAGCCCAACACAGUUUCACCCACAUGCUAACAGAGAGGGAACAAGGCAGAUGUAGAGGCUCCAGUUUUUCCCAUGGCGAGUGCAGUCGUAUCCGCACACAUUUCCUGCCAAACUAUGUGUCCCACAAGGAUACGUACCAGCAGAAAGCCUUCUGCGGAGUGUACAGCGAGGAUGGCAACAUGUUCCUCUCUGCCUGCCAGGACCAGAACAUCCGCUUGUACGACACCACCAAGGGGCGCUUUCACCUGAGGCAAACCGUGAAGGCUCGUGAUGUGGGCUGGAGCGUGCUGGACGUCUGCUUCACACCUGACGCACAAAAUGUGCUCUACUCCAGCUGGUCUGACUACAUUCAUUUGUGCAGUAUAGAUGGAGACAGUGAAACCCACACCGCCCUGGACCUCAAUCCAGAUGAGAGGAGGUUCUGUGUGUUCUCACUGGCUGCGUCCACAGAUGGCAACGAGAUCCUGGGAGGAGCAAACGAUGGCUGCCUUUACGUUUUUGAUCUUGAGCAGAACAAGCGAACGUUGAAGAUUGAUGCCCAUGAGGACGACGUGAAUGCGGUGGCGUUUGCCGACAGCUCGUCCCAGCUGCUCUUCUCUGGCAGCGACGACGCGCUGUGCAAGGUGUGGGACAGACGGACGCUGCGGGAGGACAGACCGCAGCCUGUCGGACAGCUGGCCGGCCACCGAGACGGCAUCACCUUCAUUCACAGCAAGGGUGACGCACGCUAUCUGAUAAGCAACUCAAAGGACCAGUCCAUCAAGCUCUGGGACGUCCGGAAGUUUUCACCCAAAGAGGGGUUGGCAGCUUCCCGUCUGGCUGUCACCCAACAAAACUGGGAUUACCGCUGGCAGCAGGUUCCCCAGAGAGCCCUGAAGAGACACAAGCUGACAGGCGACACCUCGGUGAUGACCUACCGUGGUCACGGCGUUCUGCACACCCUCGUCCGCUGCCGUUUCUCUCCAGAGUUCAGCACUGGACAGAGGUUCAUCUACUCUGGCUGUUCCACUGGCAAAAUCAUCAUUUAUGAUGUCCUGACGGGCGGCGUAGUCUCCAGACUUUCGGGCCAUGACGCGUGUGUGAGGGACGUCAGCUGGCACCCCUACGAGGACAACAUCGUCAGCAGCUCUUGGGACGGAGCGGUGCGAAUGUGGGAGCACAGACAGACCCAUCCGCUAGAGGAGGAGAGAGAGCGUGAGAGAGACUGCCAACGUGAGAAAGACCUUUAGACGGCGAGAGAAGAAGAAGAGAGACAAAGGAAAAGAUGUCAGAGGAAGUGACGUCGCUACAGAGGGGGCGAGGCUGGCCCUAACACAGGCAGACAAUAAGCGCUGAAGGACUGGGAGAGACUUAAACAUCUUUUAAACUCAAUGCUGGAUAAUAAUGAUUACAGUUAUAGCGUGGUUGCCAAGUGUUAAUUUGGAAGGCAUUAUAGCCUUACGUUGUCAAGUGCAGAUUCGGGCACAGUGGGACGCCCUACUUCUGUUUUUCUUCUGUUUUUGCCUCACCGUCAACGGGCCAAAGCUUUUCAAUUUGGCCUGAAACACGCAAAAGUGCUCGAGACGCGUAGCACUGCACUUACUUAAUGAGCUAUUGAAAUGUAAUGGUAAGUUAGUCAUAAAAAUCAAUGUUGGAUAUUGCAGGGAGAAACUGAGGAUGGUAAUUCUGUAUAAAUGUAUAGUAUUUUAAUGGUAUGUGCAUUCAGGGAGUGUAUUUAGAUAGUUGUCAGUGUGCUGACUUUUGACUUGCUGUUAUGAAUAACAUGAGCUGUAUUUGAGGGGCCGUCACGUUCAAAGUCAAAAUUUAAAGACCGAUUAUAUUAUAAUAAUCCAGUAAAUUAUUUAACACUUGCCUCAAGUCACGACUCCUAAACAUGGCAAGCAUGUAACUUUCCUGAGUUAAACUUUGGUCCACCAGCUGUUCAAGAGCGACCGCCUGGUGGUCAACUUCCAAUGUUGAAAUUUGCAGCAUUACCAAGUCGACCAGGACGCCCCGAACGUUAGUUUAACUGUCACACGGACAAUGCUUUUAUGUUUAAAACCCCUAAAGUUUAAACCCGAUAGUUUGAGGUCUUAUUAUUGAUCCUGGGUCAGCGCUCUGUAAACACAAGCCCUGAGUACAUAAAAAAAAGAGUAAUUUUGUUGGCCAAUAUAAACCUGUGAUCUGUUUUAAAAGGUUUGAAUGUGUGUGAUAAUAUGUUGAGGUAAGACUGGGGAUGUGUGCGUGGAUCAAAACUUACACACUGAUCUGUAUAUGCAAUUUUCAGGUGUUCAUACUUCACUCUCAGACUGUUGUUUUACAGUAACAAUAAAACCUUUCUUUCAAUGUAU
Molecule: messenger RNA, 2992 nt
Organism: Cottoperca gobio
Lineage: Eukaryota; Metazoa; Chordata; Actinopteri; Perciformes; Bovichtidae
Gene: dcaf11
Product: ddb1 and cul4 associated factor 11
Exons: 15
Coding region: 227-1891 (554 amino acids)
Biological process (GO): proteasome-mediated ubiquitin-dependent protein catabolic process
Cellular component (GO): Cul4-RING E3 ubiquitin ligase complex
Molecular function (GO): protein binding
Source: RefSeq, a predicted model, not a curated record